GUACAUUGACCACAAUCAGUCUGUACAACUUGCUCAUGCAAGUAAAAUUAAAAUAAAAAUCAUAAAUUACAUAAUUUAAAAGAAAAAAAAAACAAAUUUUAUUUCGAUUUAUUUAUAGACAUUUUAUAAUUUAUUUUGUGCAAUAAACACACUGAUUUACAUCAUCGAAAUAUAUAUACACGAUAUAUACAUAUCACAGUGGAAAAAAAAAAAAAAAAAUCGCAAUAUUUUUCAGUUAAAUUGUGUGUUACUUGCCGACCGAGUAAAUAGUAAUAUUUAUUUAUUUUUUCUACAAGUUGUUGUUGUUGUUGUGCUGUUGUUAUUAAUUGAUUUAUUUAAAUUUGGUAAAGUGUAGGACAAUUGUGAGAUUAAUGACAAUAUUGUCAUUGUUGUAAAGUGUGUUAUAGUGUAAAUUAAUUAGCUGUUAAUUAUUAAAAUAUGUCGGAGCAAGAGCAUGAAACAAAAGUGAGGUUAAGACGUACUAAAAGUGUUGCCAGAGCUGAGGAUAUACAAAGAGCUGAUUAUAUGGUUCGAAGAUCACAACCAGAUAAACCAUGUCACAGACCAAGAGACAGUCUUUUUUCUUGGAGUUCAGGAUUCAAUAAUUUUACAGGAUUUGUAAAUUGGGGCUUCUUGCUUCUUGGCAUUGGUGGAGUUCGUUUGCUGCUUGAAAAUUUUAUAAAAUAUGGUGUCAGAGUAGAUCCACGACAAUGGUUUUUUUUUUUAGACUAUAAAAAUGGUGGAAGUAAAGAUUAUCCUUCAGUUAUUCUCAUUACAUACUCACUUGUACCUGUGCUAUUUUGUUUACUCAUUGAAAAAGGACUCUCUUUAGAUAUAAUUGCACAUGGACCUGGCAUGGCAUUUCAUGUGGUCAACUUAGUAGUGAUGGUUUUGAUGCCCAUGGUAGUUAUACACGUCAAGGAAUCUGGUUUUACUCUGAUUGGAGCUGAAUAUGUUUGUAUGCUAUAUGCCAUACUAUUUUUAAAGUUAUGGUCGUACGUGCAGGUCAACAUGUGGUGCAGAGCUAAUGCAAAAAAAAUAUCAUCAAAACAAGGACGAAUUAGGCGACAAUCUUUGUCAUAUGAUAAUUCACAAGUAUCAACAGCACAUCAAAAUUCAAAUGAAGAUGAAGAAACUUAUCACGAUGCAAAUGGUGCUGAUGUACAUCUUGUUAAAUAUCCAAAAAAUCUUUAUAUCGGUGAUUUAUUUUAUUUUAUACUUGCACCAACUUUAUGCUACGAGCUCAAUUUUCCACGUACCCAAAGAAUAAGAAAAAGAUUUCUUAUGAAACGAAUAUUUGAAGUUUUUGUUGGUUUUCAAGUUGUCAUGUCGAUUUGUCAACAGUGGAUAAUACCGUCAGUAAAAAAUUCUCUAAUUCCAUUUUCGAACAUGGACGUUGCCAAAGCUUCAGAGAGACUCUUAAAACUAGCGAUACCAAAUCAUUUGAUGUGGCUGUGCUUUUUUUAUUUGACGUUUCAUUCAUUCUUGAAUUUGAUGGGUGAACUGUUGUAUUUUGCUGAUAGAAAUUUCUAUUGCGAUUGGUGGAAUGCAAAUAAUAUUGAUACAUUUUGGCGAACAUGGAAUAUGCCUGUACAUCGUUGGGCACUCAGGCAUUUAUAUAUUCCUGUUGUGGAAAUGGGAUACGGCAAGUCAACAGCAAGUGUUAUUGUAUUUUUUAUAAGUGCAUUUUUUCAUGAAUAUUUGGUCAGUGUGCCAUUAAAAACAUUCAAAGUCUGGGCGUUUUUAGGAAUGAUGGGACAGAUACCAUUGUCAGCAAUAAGUAAAUAUGUUGAACGUCAUUUUGGUGCAAGAUGGGGCAAUAUUGUCGUUUGGUCAAGUCUGAUAAUCGGUCAGCCUCUCUCAAUCAUGGUAUACUAUCAUGAUUAUGUGGUGACACACUUUGGCGAUACACUACUAGAGGAUCACUCAAUAGUCUAGUUACACAUAUAUUUGCAUAACACUUAUCAGUGUUUAGUUUAAACAUUGAUUAAAUAUAUUCCAAGAUGAUUGAUGAUAAUGUCUUAAUUAUUAUUAUCAUCAAUAUCUGCCAAAAAAUUAUGUUUUUCUUCGUUAAAGUUAUUUAUUUUUUAUGUUGUUUUGGUGGUUAUUAUUAUUAAUACUCUUUUGAACUAUGUAACUAUAAUUUAUGUGGCUAAUUGGGAAUAUUAUUGCGCAUUUAAUAAUUCAUCAGAAAAUUACAAUCCAAAUAUUUAUAUUCUAUUCGAUUUUAUUAUGUUUUUUUUUGCUCAUAUAUUUAUCAAUUCUUUUUAAAUUAUCAUUGUUAAUUGUAUUGAAUUUAUUAUCACGUCUUCCAAUUAUGUAAAUUGGGUCAAUCGAAUUUAAAUCAAAAGGUUAUUAAAUUUAAAAAAAAAAAUUUCGAAUAAAAUAAAAUUUCUAAGAAUACAUUUCGUUCGAUAAACAUCUAUCAUAAAUAUUUUUUGCUCAAUCAUAAUAUUAUAUCAUAAAAAAAUUAUACGUGAAAUAAAAAUAAUUAAAAAAAUAUAUAUACAAUUUAAUUCUUUUUAUUAAUAAUAAUUAAUAAAAUAAAAAAUUUCAUUUACAAUUAAUUAAUUUUAUUUGUCGUAAAUUGUUAUUUCUAAAACGCAACGAAGAAAAUAAAAAUCAAUAAUAGAAUAAUGAUGAUAAUUGAUGGAAAAAAAAGAAGAAGAAAUAACGAUUUGUUGAAUAUUUUAUAAAUUAUUAUCAUUGUCACGCUCAUAAAGUAAAUCGAUAUGAAAUAAUAUCGCUAAAAACUGAUUUUCACUUAGUAAAAUUGUCUUUUUAACAUUACCAUUAUUUUCAUUAUAAAAUAUUAUAAAAAUAAAUUUAUUUCAAAUGAAUUUUUCAAUAAUCAUGACAAAUAAUAAUUAUAAUAUAUCAUACUGAAAAUCCAUCUACAACAAAUUAAAAUAAUUGACAUAAUUUUGAUAUAAUAUAAAUGAAAUUUCUCUGUGGAUUUCACGAAACAAUAUACAUUUCUACAUAAACAUAGAAAUUUUCUCUUUGUCUCUAGUCUUGAUAGUAAAUAUCAUAAUAUUAAAUAAUAAAUAAUUUAAUACACAUCUGCACUAUUAUUCUCCAGUCAACAAUUUUCCAAGUUGAUAUACAAUAUUACUCACAAGACAGAUUACCCAAAUCCCCAUCAAUCAUCUUCAAAAUUUAUCAAAAAAAAAAAAAAAAGAAAUAUAAAUACAAA
This is a messenger RNA of Aphidius gifuensis, 3196 nucleotides long. It is a transcript of the gene mdy, whose product is annotated as diacylglycerol O-acyltransferase 1. The transcript has 12 exons. NCBI's taxonomy places the organism in Eukaryota, Metazoa, Arthropoda, Insecta, Hymenoptera, Braconidae. The coding region runs from base 439 to 1938 and encodes 499 amino acids. Gene Ontology annotation, molecular function: diacylglycerol O-acyltransferase activity. The record is from RefSeq and is a predicted model, not a curated record. Gene Ontology annotation, biological process: triglyceride biosynthetic process. Gene Ontology annotation, cellular component: endoplasmic reticulum membrane.